This is a messenger RNA of Ctenopharyngodon idella (grass carp), 2391 nucleotides long. RefSeq lists its product as uncharacterized. Bases 484 to 1086 code for a protein of 200 amino acids. Gene Ontology annotation, molecular function: protein binding. The record is from RefSeq and is a predicted model, not a curated record. The transcript has 4 exons. Lineage: Eukaryota; Metazoa; Chordata; Actinopteri; Cypriniformes; Xenocyprididae.
ACCCACUUCUGAAGCGCUGAGCUAAUCGCAUUUUUCAAAUUCAAGGUUUUUCUUUUUUUCUUUUUUCGUUUGUUUAAAUAGGAGGGCGUUCGUGGGCAAUUCGUACUCCCGAUAAUUCAGAGAGCAUUAAGUUUAUGAAGACGUAACGAGUUGAAUAUGUGCAGGGAGAGAAUGAUCUUCCUCUGAGUCAUAACACAGAUCGCGGAAGAGAAGCACAGACAGCGCUGGAAGCCGCUAAUGCUCAUCAGAUCGCGAAAUUCAGUGGGAAAUGAAUAGAAAUGAUGAUUCUGCCUAAAGAAAAUAUGAAAAGUAUUGUCCAUCUGUAAGUUUACUGAUCAGUGUUGUUAAAGUGUGGCUCCACAAUCAUCAAACUCCUGUCUAAAGGAACUGGACGUGAGUACCAAUAACUUCAGGAGAGAUUCAGGAGUGAAGCUGAAGCACUGAAAAUUUCAAAGUGCCAACUGGAGAAGCUGAGUCUGGAUUAUGUCUUUGAUCAUGGAACUUAGUGGAGAGACCAUGAGUAAAUCAGAACUACAAAAAUAUUUCUGUAAUCUCACACUGGAUCCAAACACGGUACACAAUCGUCUCUCUAUUGUAGAGGGCAACAAAAAGCUGAUAUGUAAUCCAGAACCAAUGUCACAUCCUGAUCAUCCAGAGAGAUUCGACGGCCUUCCACAGGUUCUGUGUAAAGAGCCUCUGACUGGACGCUGUUACUGGGAGGCUGAAUGGAGUGGGUUGGGUGAUAUGGUAGUGUCAUAUAAAGGAAUCAGCAGGAAAGGAGAAGGUAGUGAGUGUAGGUUUGGAGCCAAUGAAAAAUCCUGGAUUCUGAGCUGCUUUGGGGAGAAACUGAUCGCCUGGCAUGAUAAUGUGGGAAAACACAUACCUCCCCCAUCACCUCCCUAUAACAGAGUAGGAGUGUAUCUGGACGAGCCGGCCGGCAUUCUGUCCUUCUACAGCAUCUCUGACACACACGAACUCAGACAUUUAUACACAUUCAACACCACAUUCACUGAACCCCUCUGUGCUGGAUUUGUGCUUUAUACUAAUUCAGUGACUUUGUGUGAUGUUGAACAACAGAAUGAAUAAUUUCUGUUCACUACAAAUUGUCGGAGAGAACAGGAAUCAUGGAGGACACAAGGUUUAUUCUUGCCUAUUUAUUGGGAAAACUUAUUAAAGCCAAAAUGAUAUUUAGUGUUCCAUUCAUUGACAACUAUAUAAAAAUUAAUCACGUUAUCUAUAGUCAGCUUGUUGACAAUUCGGGAAUUUCGGUCAAAUACAGACUUAUUUUUGCCUUGUAUAAAACUUACAACAUGCUUUAAAUGGUUAUUCAUGUGUGUAAAUAUGCACGGUUUAAAGACAAGACGAUGUAGCUUUUGUGGAAAAGACUAAUAAAGAAUUCCAGUCACAGCAGCAAUCAUUUUCCACUUUGCCACACUCUAAAAACUCCUGGGUUAUUUCUUUAACCCUUUUUCUGGGUUAUUUGUGUUGGGUUAAAAUUAUGGGUUAUUUUUGACCCAGGAGUUUUUAGUGUGCAUGUUUAACGAUUAUAGCCUUCCCAACUCAGGUAUAUAAAUUAUCCCCAAGCUUCCCAGUGGUAAAUACGACUUGAGGGGGCAUUCAUGUCCAAUUUUUAACUAGGAAACUCAUGUUCAUGAAUACCAGGUGUAAACGGGGCCCUAAAGACCAUUGUUAAAAAAUGACUGAAAAGGUGUCUCUGAAAAGUUAAGUUAGUGCUAAGAAGAGCUCUAACAUCUCUUGUUUUCUGAUUGCACUUUUGUUAUUUUGUAUUUAAUGCAAUGAAAUUCAGACAUUUUUAAGUGUGACUUAAGUGUUCAAAAACCUUCUGGGACCACUGUAUGCUAUUCCUGUUUUUUUUUUUCUUUUUUCUUAGUUACUAUGACAACUUAAUCACAUUAACACAUAACCUGCUUACAGGGCUAGAUAUAUAACGCUGGUGUCUCAGUAUAUGAUUUUCAGCCGAUGAUUAUGUAGUUUCAAGGGAUACUUAAGAGAUAAGAGAAUGUCUCCAUUUCAAGGGUUUAACGUCACAGGAUGAUGUUGUGAACCUUAUCACUAGAUGAAAUAGUAAGUAGAUAAAAUAGAUAACUAGAUUACAUGCAGUAAAACUCACUUACAUACUGUUUUUCGCCUGCUAUAAAGUAGAGAAGUAUGUGAUUUCAGAUGCAGCCUUGGUGUUUAACAGAUGUAAGGUAACAGACAUAACGGCAUUUGGGGUUGGAUCUGAUAUUCCUGGCAUCCUCGAUCUAACACUUUUGGCAUUGUUGAUGUUGGCAUCACUUUAUAUUUAACUGCUGGUAUUAGAUGAUUUGUUAAUUGCAUUAAAUAGGUUACACUUUCAAUUAAACAUUUGCAAUUGGUUUGUAAAAGGUA